Messenger RNA from Mytilus trossulus (common blue mussel), 3940 nucleotides. RefSeq lists its product as uncharacterized. Bases 444 to 3011 code for a protein of 855 amino acids. The record is from RefSeq and is a predicted model, not a curated record. Lineage: Eukaryota; Metazoa; Mollusca; Bivalvia; Mytilida; Mytilidae. The transcript is spliced from 20 exons.
UUGAAUUUUAUCUGAAAUCGUAACUAAUUAGCUAAGUCGCACGUAAUAGUAACACUAACAAUAUAGCAUUAUUUGCACUCGACUCUGGUAUUGUACAAGCAAUGGCCCGAGACUGUCAUUUGUGUAUAUAGGAUUUUAACCGUUAGUUCUUCAAUUCAAACACAUUAUUUAAAUAUUCAGCUCUUUCACACAUUCAAAUAUAUAAACAAAACACCGAUAGAUAUGAGAUUGAGGAACACGAUGAAUUCUGGAUAUAACGAUUCAUGCAUUUAUGCUUACCAUAGAAACGGCGCCAUUGUUCUCUAAUGUGUAAAGUUUCACUCUUCAUAAAAAUAAAACAAACAUUUGAUUUUUGAAGAUAUGCAGUGGAUUUAAUUAUAUAAUUAAAUAUAUGCCGAACAUAAAUUAAACCGUGGGGAAUAUAUUAACAAACAGUCGUUAGCAUGAGCGGAGUAGUGAGAGAUCUUUACCGUUACCAUCAUUGGCCAGACAGGAAAGAUUACUGGACUCGUUCAGUGAGAAAUGAUGCUUUCCAAAUGUCUCCUAGAAGAGGGGGCGAUGAAGAUUUACAUGGAAUAUUUGGACGGACAGGGGAAUAUGUUGGAUAUGAUAAUAAGAUUAAUUACAAAAAUAGGGAGCUUAUACGAUAUCAUCACUGGCCUCUCAGACGAAAUUGGCAAAACAGAUUUGAAAGCAAGGAAAUCCCAACAGCGAUGAAACCAUCACAGAGGUCUUUGAGCCCAAUGUUAGAAAGAAAGAAGCAAAAGGCAUCUAUUUUGCAGAUAAGGCCAAAAAGUGAGCGGAUGGAAUAUGACUUCAUGCGUGCUAACAAUCUCACUACGACAACAGCUCCAUUUGCCACAAAUCAUACACCACAGAUUGGUAUCAAAAUAAUAGGAAGCAAACGGGUUCCAGUUAUAGAAAACUUAAGUACAAUGGAAGAUCGACAGAAUUCUCCUGGCGGGUAUGGACCUAGAGUACCUCCAAUACAGAACAUAGCAGAGAACCCUACUAAGAUAGACCCUAGAUUACUUGCAGAAGGAACCAAAGGAUAUUUCAGUGCGCAAAGACCUGGAUCAAACAACAUAGAAUACGGAGAGAGAUUAUUUCGGCCAUUAAUGCGCCUGUAUUCACCGAUUGAUAAAGAACACGAAGAGGAUAACUUUUCAUCAAACAUACAAGGUAAACCAACUUUUGCAAAUAGAACACGACCAGACUCCAAAACACUAUCGCCAUAUAAUAACCUGCCACCGAUUCGAGCUAAUAGGAACAAGAAUCAGAUGAGCACAGUUUUUGAGAGUGAACCCUGGAUAAGAAGAGGAGAAUCACCAAAGCUAGCAAACGAUACAGAGUACAAAUAUUCAUACCUUGAUCGACCUCUCAGUGACCGACCAUUAAACGGUUAUCAUUCAGAGAACAAUUUCAAAAUGAAUUUCCAAUCAGAUCAACAUUUUAUGCCUCCAAGAAAAACACAAAGUGAUAACGGGAACUACGGAGCAUCAGGCGAAAGAGAAUUCCUACUUCAAAGAUAUCUACCUACAGACAGAUAUGAUACAUACAAAUUACCAUCUGAUUCCGCCAUGUUUUCUGCAGCCGAUGAAGAUUUGUUAGUCAAAAUCAUUGGAGACGAAUUGAGUCACAUUCAACCAGAUAGACUAUACAACGCUUACAUUGAAGCAACGAAAUUUGAUAAACAGUUUAUGGGCUGGUGUUCGUUUGACAGAGUAAAUCAGAGCUUAUUGUCUCAAAACGCUGCACCUCAUCCAGAUACACUUAGACUCAUUGCAUCUAUGUUUAUAGACCCUAGUAUACCUGGUCAAGUCAACUACGAAAAAAUAUUGAAGUUUAUAGAAUAUGCUAUGAAAAGAAAUUAUCCAGAUUUGUUUACUAAAACUCAAGACGGGUACGGAAAUUCUAAAUACUACAAUUCAUCUCAGCAAAAUAACUCUUCUCUGCAUGGUUUAGAGCCUUUCAAGGAAAAAGAGACAGCAAAAUUACUCAGGAUGGUGCAUGAUGCUCUAAAUGAAACUGGAUAUCGCCUAGAUAUAGAGAGACUUUAUAGAGAUUUCCAAUCUGUAGAUAAUAAGAGGGAAACAUUAUCAAAGGCCCAGAUAAGUGAUGUAUUAUACCAGAACAGAGUUCCAUUACAAGAUUCGUUGUUAGACCACAUUCUUCACAAAUUCCAACAGUCAAACGGACAAUACAAUUGGCAACAGUUCCUCAGCUUUUUGGAGAAAGUUCAAUCAGUACAAACAGGUUUACCUAUUCCACAAAGUAAGCGACCUUUAGAGUACGCCAAACAGUACCCACCACCUCAUGACAGUUGGCCAAGGGCAAAGGAGUCACCUAGAGAAUCACCUCCACCAUCUAACAGAAACGGCUACCACUCGAAUGAUUAUCGAGAACCUCCCUUAACUGAAAGGGAAAGAAGAAUGUUAGAAAAAUUGAGAAAAACGGAAGAAGCAAUAAAUGGGUUAAAGCAUAGAUAUAAGGACCGUUCACCGUCACCAGUUCGUUACCCUGAAUCUGAAACUGAACGUGAACGACGAGUGAAAGCAAAAAUAAAUCAAAUAGAAGACGAAAUAUAUGAACUAAAAUUUAAGGAUCAGGAAGCACAGCCACAAAACGGUAUAGAUAAGGAAAAUAAGGAAAAACGUAUUUUGGACCAAAUAAGCAAGACCCGGAAUACGAUAGAUGAUAUUAAAAUUACUAACCAGAUAAUGAGAGAAGGUAUGGAGGUCAGUGAAAAGGGAUACAACUGGUCUGAUAAACUGUUAAAACUUAGUGGUCAACUAUACGCUAUAGAUGAGCAGAGAGGAAGAUCCGAAGGAUUGAUACCCUACCAAGUAAUGAUUGAUAAGACGAUGGAAUUCAAUAAGUACGCUCACAUGGACAUUCCUUAUGACGUAAUUGUACGCCUUGCACAGGAGUAUAAAAACCAACGUGACCAAGUAGAUAUUUUCAAAUUCCUUGACCAUCUAGGAAACAGAUAUCGUUGGUACAAAGCAUAACACAGAAUGAUAUGUUAACAUGACUAUGUUUUAGUUGCCAAAUUUAUAUGGACUAUUCUGCAUACCCCUGACAUUUUGUAUGAAUGUUAGUCUUAUCUCCGUCCUUGUAGAUUUUAUAUAUAAGUGAGAGUGUCCAAAGAAACAGGGAAGUUAUCUUUAUCAUUCUUUUUGAUUUUCAAUGUUGUUACAUUUUAUCUAGUUAUUUAUUUUUUAGUAUGUAAAAUAUAUACAUGUCGGUGAUUUAAGUCAAUAAGAUGCCGCUAACAACUAGAAUUUUUGAACGCUCAACAACAAUGUUUUCAUUGUUCAGAGUAUGCAUUCGUUUUUACUGUUUUUGGCAUCUAUCACAGUGGCAAAUUGGGAAAUACGGAAUUAGUUGAGAAAAGGAAUUGUUAGUCUGUCACAUGUUAACUGUUUAUAUAUUUUUCUAACAAGAAUCUCAAUUUUAACAAAAUCCGAAAUGGUCUUAGUAAUUUUUUGCUAGCAACAGAUAUCGCACAUCAAUGGAAGAUGCAGUAAGAAUUAUUGUCCCGUGAACAAGACCAGAAUUGUAUAUGUGAAUACAUUUAUCUGUUGCUAUUAAAGGGCUCCAAGAUUGUGGUUUCUACUUUUUAAAAUUUCGCAAGAAACCACUCUUGUUUCGUAGCCUUUACUUGUCAUGGAGAAGGGCUAAGGGAUGAACAUGUCUUUAAACGCUGCAAACAUACGAAAUAAACAUUUACUGAAUUUAAAUGUAAAAUCCCAGAUUUAAAACUGAUAGUUCUUACAAUAUAUCCGUGAAUUGCCAACAAGAUAACACUUUUACUAAUUGCUAAUAUGUAUUUAUUUUUGAAUCUGUGAUAUUACCUGUGAUAUAUAUACAUUUGUAUUUAAAGAGACAUUUUGUGAUAUAUUUAUAUAUGAUCAAUAAUUGAAGAUAGUUUAAAAUA